AUGUCUAUGGAUGGGUUAGGUCAGGCCUCGGAUAUGCAACUAGUCAUCAAUGAGGCCAGGAUGCUUGUGUCCCAGCUCUAUGACCCAGCAAAUGCGGGCAAUCCUCCCAAGAUCACGCUUAUCCAAGAGCAAUUACAAGCCCUCCAGAAAAGCCCUCAGGCGUGGUUGAUCGCCAACAGUCUUCUCAGUGAUAAUGGUACAGACUUGAGGUUCUUCGGGGCUCUGACGUUUACCGUCAAAAUCAACCAAGACUGGAAACAGUUAAGUGAGAGCGAGGCGCUGGAGCUAGUUGGUCGCUUGAUCGACCAUUUUGUCUUCUUGGUGAACAGCGGGGAGCAAGCCCUUGUGAUUAGGAAACUUGCUUCAAGUCUGUCAACCAUCUUCCUCAAGCUUAAUUCACCCUGGGUCCGUGCCGUCUGGAAUCUUGCUGCUUCAUUGGCAAACGGCAAGCAUCUAUCCGAAGAACAAUGUCAGUCACUAGAUCUGGGGAACACAAUCCUUCCAGCGAUGUCCGAAACCCAGAUCGUUGCACUUCUCAUGUUUUCCAAUAUCCUUGGAGAAGAAAUUAAUAAAUGCAGCGCGGAAAUCAAAGGAACUGGCGAUAACAAACGAGUAAAUGAGAACAUCGCGGACGCUCUUUGUCUCGUCGAAUUUGUCCUUCGACAUGUUCUGCAGCGGGAGGCAUCUGGUAAUCCUGUCCCCGACGCCACACCGGGAACAGAAGCCAUCAAUUCGUGCAAUUCAUGGCUGUCUAUCCGAGGUGUGAAUCAAGUUCGUGAAAUGAUAUCAGCACCCCAACUGGCUUCGACAGCGAGCCUUGUGAUUGAAAGCUUGAGGGUGGACAAUCUGUCGAAGACGGCUGCUCAGGUUCUGAACGAAUUAAUAGAAACGCGACACUCCGUCUUCGACCAAGAUCAUUUCAACACCAUUCUAGAAUACCUUGUCAGUGAUAUUGGCACCACUUGUGUUUCCUCUAUCAUAGAUGGUGAUUUUGACGACGAAAACAUUACUUUUUUGGAGCUGUUAUUGGCCUAUUCGUCUUUAAAACAAGAAGAGCUGCUCUCAGGACCGUCGGAUUCGCGGCACGAGAAAGUUCUUGCAUUCCUCCACACCAUUUUCAGAGCACCGGGCUUUGCUGUAGUCGACGAUUCGGCAUCACCCCUCGUCCUCGAAUGGUGGACUGCAGCUGCUGAUGACUUACAAAUGAUGACCGAUGAUGCGGAGGGACAACCCAGUCAUAACUUUGCCAAGCAACAUCUGGCUCAAGCGGCCCUCGAAUGCUUUGAGAAGCUAAAAUAUCCGAGCAAAGAGGAGCUGCGCGAGUGGAAUAGCGAAAACCGCAAUGAAUUUAGUGUAUUCCGGCGGGAUGUUUGCGACUUUCUUCUUGCGGUCUAUCCCAUGCUAGGUGUGGAGUUAAUCCAAGUUCUUCAACAACGUGCGACAUCAUCUUUGGCGACUCAGGAUUGGACAACAUUUGAGGCUGCGAUAUUUUGCAUGGCCCAACUCUCCGAAGCUGUCGAUGAAAACCAGCAUGCCGACACAUGCUUGAAUGCGAUUUUCUUCAGCGACGAAUUUGCCCGGCUUUGCAUGGGUGAGGGUAUAGCGAUUCCUGAUACACCUCGCCAGACACUGGUGGACAUGCUGGGGCAAUACAAGUCGUAUUUUGAACGCUCACACGAUUUGCUUCCCAGCGUCUUGACUUUCUUAUUUGCGUCGCUUGAAGUUGGACCAUGUGCGCCGACUGCGUCCAAAUCUAUCUCUUAUCUAUGUAAGUCAUGCCGCCACGCACUUAAGUUUGAACUGCCAGCAUUCGUGAGCCAGUUUGAACAAUUUCAAUUUAAACCCACUGCUACAUCCCUCACGAUGGAGAAGGUCUUGGAGGGAAUUGCGGCCAUUAUACAGACAUUGCAUACAGAGGAAGAAAAAGCGCAACAUCUCGAGAGAAUUUUACGUUUCUUCCGGCAGCAAGCGGAUGUUGCACGAGAAGAAGUCUCCCAUGGACUGCUGGAGCCUGCUACUAGUCGCGGUCAAUUGGUGCUACGCUGUCUCGCGAGUAUUGGCAAGGGUCUUCGAGCUGACGGGGAGAUCGUACUGGACUCCAAUGACGUUAACUCCGGAGACCCUUACGCACCGACGUUCUGGAAUACUAAUAACUCAGCACAGAGCAUGAUCAUGGAAUGCAUGCAGCUCUUGAUGACCGAUUUCCCAUUGGACAUCACCAUGAUUGAAGCGGCCUGUGAUAUUCUGAAGGCCGGUUAUACUGAGAAGACUGGUCCAUAUGUUUUCCCACCGAUACUAACUGUCAACUUCGUUAAAAGUCUCCCGUUGGGUAGCACUGGGGCUGAUGUAGUCAUGGGAACGGCCUCUGCCUUCCUAGCAUCUCAUAGUGCCCAUCCACAGCGCAUUCGGAACGAAGUUGUCGCAUUGAUUGUCCAUCUGUACGAUGCUUUCUGCUGGAUGCAUGAAAGGCCAGAAUCCUAUGAUCCUGAGGUUGCGAACAGUGGAAUUGACUUCCUUACGCGCCUUAUCCCCAAGUACCAUCCUUUCUUGUUUGCACUUACCAUGACGCCGCAAGAGCUGGGGCAAAACGAGGGUGGGCACUCGCAACGGCCACCGAUCCUACAAGCGACUUUGAACUUUACACUCAUUGCUUUGCAAGGACAAGAGCCUCUCCCUCUUCGUUCUGCUGCCCAGUUCUGGAUAAGCGUAUUCAACCUUCCGGGUGGCGUGACUCCCCACACGUCCGAUCCAGUUCAGGCAGCCAUUCGCGACUGUCUCCCAGCGCUCUGCCGUAUUCUCAUGUUGCGAAUUGCCGGUCAAUGUGCGCGGUCUGACCUCGACCAUCUCUCUGAAGUCCUCCGCAAGGUCAUUUUCAAGUUUCAGGGACUAGCUCGCCCACAUAUAAUUGCAACGCUUGACGCUGUGGCAGCUAGCCAAGCUGAACAGCAGAAACCUGUUGUAUCGCCCGAGGAGAGACAACGCUUCCUUGCACAACUCACAGUCGCCAGGAAUGGUAGGGCGCAAGCCAUUCAGGUGGUUCGUGGUUUCUGGGUCAAAUGUCGCGGAGCGGGAUUCGAUUAUGUUGGUUAG
Molecule: messenger RNA, 3090 nt
Organism: Aspergillus ruber CBS 135680
Lineage: Eukaryota; Fungi; Ascomycota; Eurotiomycetes; Eurotiales; Aspergillaceae
Product: putative importin 13
Exons: 4
Coding region: 1-3090 (1029 amino acids)
Biological process (GO): protein import into nucleus
Cellular component (GO): cytoplasm; nuclear membrane
Molecular function (GO): small GTPase binding
Source: RefSeq, a predicted model, not a curated record